GGCACUUUAUUUAAAAGCCACAAGGUCGAAGCUAUGUUGGCGUUCGGCCUUCUCAUCUUCUUCUCUUCUGUGUCAAUAAAUGAAGCAGUAAGUGUUCCUGGAGUGACGCCGAAUGAGUUUUAUAAGGGGGAUUCUAUUGAAGUCAGGGCUGUAAAGUUGACUAGCUACUUAACUCAACUCCCUUUUGAGUAUUAUAAACUCCCAUUUUGUCGUCCGAAGCAGUUAGUUGAGUACCCACCAGAGAAUAUUGGUGAGAUACUUCGCGGUGAUCGUGUCGUCAAUACUCCAUAUUCGAUAAAAAUGGCCGAAAAUACAGGUUGUUCUGAAGUCUGUCCACCUCUCACUUUAAGCGGUGCCGAUGCCGUUCUCCUGAGGCACUUCAUUCUGAGCCAGUAUUCUGUUCAUCUGUCUAUCGAUAACCUUCCUUGCGGAACCAAAGUGUCUUCUGGUAACGGAAAAACCUUUCGAUAUGAGCACGGAUACAGACUUGGGUCAGUUGUCGAUGGAGUGGCUUAUGUUAAUAAUCACCUAAAGUUUAUACUGCAAUACCACCAAACUGAUGAUGGUCACUACCGUUUUGUCGGCUUUGAAAUCGAACCCAUGAGUAUUUCCGAAAAAAACCUGCACAUGGAGAAUGGGGUGUGCAAAGAUUUAGAUUCAGAUAUAUCGAUUGCCAAUUGGAAAAAGAUUGACGGAAAGGAAACCGUAAUACAUUUUACCAGCGAAGUUGUUUGGGAACCAUCAGACAUAAAAUGGGCUUCGCGCUGGGACAUCUAUCUCAAAACAGCAAGUGGCCAAUUACAUUGGUUUUCAAUCAUUAACUCUGUAGUUAUUGUACUCUUUCUUACCAGUGUCAUAUCCAUGAUACUUAUCCGAACUUUAAGGAGGGAUAUUGCCAAAUAUAACCGCAGUGAUGAUGUAGAGGAUAUUUUAGAGGAAUCAGGAUGGAAAUUGGUACAUGGAGACGUUUUUCGACCGCCACGACAUACGCGAUUAUUUACAGCAUUAUUUGGAUCUGGUGUCCAGUUGUUCUUUAUGGUUUUCAUUGUAAUAUUUUUUGCUAUGCUCGGGACAUUGUCGCCAGCUUCUCGUGGUGCACUUAUGAACGCAGCCAUAUUCACAUACGUGUUUAUGGGACUUUUUGCUGGAUAUUUUGCUGGAAGACUGUAUAAGACAUUACGUGGGCCAUUUUGGAAGUCCACCGCAGUAGCCACCGGAUUGCUUUUUCCAGGAAUCGUGCUUGUAUUUGGACUGGUAAUAAAUACUUUUAUCUGGUACAAAGGAUCUUCUGCAGCUAUUCCAUUCACUACACUGCUCGCGUUGUUGUCAUUAUGGCUAGGGAUUUCAUUACCGUUAAUUUAUAUCGGAUUUUUCUUUGGUUAUAGAAAACGUGGAUUUGAACAACCUAUUCGCACUAAUCAAAUUCCUCGAGCAGUUCCUGACCAAAGAUUUUGUCAUAAUUUGUUACUAUCUACACUUUACUCUGGAGCUCUACCAUUUGGUGCAGUCUUUAUCGAAGUUUUCUUUAUAUACAAUGCUAUCUGGGAAAGUCAGUUCUACUAUUUGUUCGGAUUUUUAUUCGUUGUAUUCAUCAUAUUAAUUAUUUGUUGUGCACAAGUAGCAGUUGUUGCUACGUAUUUUCAGUUAUGCAGUGAAGAUUAUCACUGGUGGUGGCGCACUUUCAUUACAUCUGGUGGAGCGGCAGUUUAUCUGUUCGGAUAUUCGUUCUUCUACUUUUUGACAAAGCUUAGUAUAACUGAAUUCGUUCCUACAAUUAUAUACUUUGGUUAUAGUAUAUUAAUGGUGAUCGCAUUCUGGAUCCUAACGGGAACAAUUGGUUUCACUUCUACAUUCAUAUUUCUGCGACAUAUCUAUUCUGUCAUCAAAAUAGAUUAACUUAAUUAUAUAUAUAUAUAUAUAUAUAUAUAUAUAUAUAUAUAUAUAUAUAUAUAUAUAUAUAUAUAUGAACUAAGAUUCAUGACGCUAUUGUGUGUAUUGUUUAACUACUGCAUCAUCAUCGUUUCUACAAUCUUUUUGUACUGUUCCUUCUCUUAUUUACAACACCAUUUGUCCGUUUGUUAUUUCUCUCUUUCUUGGCGUUCCUUCAACUGCCUGAAAUCGAAUAAACUAUAUUUGGUUUGUGUG
Molecule: messenger RNA, 2145 nt
Organism: Schistosoma mattheei
Lineage: Eukaryota; Metazoa; Platyhelminthes; Trematoda; Strigeidida; Schistosomatidae
Source: the annotation of a GenBank genome assembly